Messenger RNA from Racocetra persica, 708 nucleotides. The record is from the annotation of a GenBank genome assembly. NCBI's taxonomy places the organism in Eukaryota, Fungi, Glomeromycota, Glomeromycetes, Diversisporales, Gigasporaceae.
GUGAACUACAAAAACGUAGAGAAGUGGUGCAUACAGUUUCUUUACAUGAAAUUGAUGUGAUCAAUAGUCGAACACAGGGAUUUUUGGCAUUGUUUUCGGGCGAUACUGGUGAAAUCAAGUCUGAAGUGCGAGAACAAAUAAACACAAAGGUUACUGAAUGGAGAGAAGAAGGAAAAGCAGAGAUCGUUCCUGGUGUUCUUUUUAUUGAUGAGGUCCAUAUGCUUGACAUUGAAUGCUUUUCUUUUCUAAAUCGCGCUCUUGAAGAUGAAAGAGCUCCCGUUGUCAUAAUGGCAUCAAACCGUGGUAUUACACGGAUUCGUGGUACGAAAUACAAAAGUCCUCAUGGCAUUCCGAUAGACUUGUUGGAUAGACUGUUGAUUAUCAGUACAUCACCGUAUGACGAAGACUCAAUAAAAAAAAUAAUAACCAUUAGGUGUGAGGAAGAAGAUGUAGCAAUGACCGAUGAAGCACGAGAUGUUUUGACAAAAAUUGGGGUAGAAACAUCGCUGAGAUAUGCUAUUCAUCUAAUUACUACAUCUCAUCUUGUCGCAAAAAAGCGCAAAUCAACGACAGUGGAUGCCAAUGAUAUCAAACGAGUAUACAAAUUAUUCUUAGAUGAAAAAAGGUCCGUGAAUUAUCUGAAAGAAUAUCAGGAGCAAUAUAUGUUCAACGAAAUUCCAGCGAAUGAAGAAAUGGAAGGUGUGGAAA